This is a messenger RNA of Yamadazyma tenuis ATCC 10573, 951 nucleotides long. RefSeq names its product GTP cyclohydrolase II (gene RIB1). Gene Ontology annotation, molecular function: GTP cyclohydrolase II activity. Gene Ontology annotation, biological process: riboflavin biosynthetic process. NCBI's taxonomy places the organism in Eukaryota, Fungi, Ascomycota, Pichiomycetes, Serinales, Debaryomycetaceae. The record is from RefSeq and is a predicted model, not a curated record.
AUGACUCUUUUAUCUCCGGCUGUCACGCCUAGCAUGAUCCUGAUGGAAAACCUUGGUGAUAUCAAGUCCGAACUGAUACCACACUUGUCAGCUGACCAAAGAUCAAAGCUUCCUCUACCCGACAUUUUGCCGGUGGUGAAGUGUAUAGCAAGAGCAAGGAUACCUACAACUCAAGGACCUGAAAUAUUUCUUCACCUAUACGAAAACAAUAUUGACCAAAAGGAACAUCUAGCUAUAGUAUUUGGCGAAGAUAUCAGAUCCAAGACCUUGUUCAGAUUUAGAGAAGAUGAGACUCAACAAGAUAGAAUGACUAGAGGUGCCUAUGUUGGAAAGUUGUAUCCUGGAAGAAAUACUGCUGACAAAGAUGACAGAUUGAAGUUGGAACUCAAAUUUGACAAUAAGGGUGAACUAAUCAGAGACCCCAGCACAACAUACAGCAAACCGACAAUGGUCCGUAUACACAGUGAGUGCUAUACGGGAGAAACUGCGUGGUCUGCUAGAUGUGACUGUGGAGAACAAUUUGAUGAAGCUGGGAGAAUCAUGGGGCAGCUUGGCCACGGUUGUAUAGUAUAUCUUCGGCAAGAGGGAAGAGGAAUUGGUUUGGGAGAGAAGUUAAAAGCAUAUAAUUUACAAGAUUUGGGUGCAGAUACAGUUCAAGCAAAUCUCAUGUUAAGGCAUCCAGCUGAUGGCCGUUCGUUUUCACUUGCAACUGCAAUUUUGGAAGACUUGGGGUUAUUGGAAAUUCAGUUAAUGACUAACAACCCCGACAAGAUUGCUGCAGUGGAAGGAAAAAAUCAAACCAUCAAGGUUAUUGAAAGAAUACCCAUGAUCCCAUUGGCGUGGAAAAGUGAUGAUGGUAUCAAAAGUAAAGAAAUCGAAGGCUACUUGAGUACAAAGAUUGAAAGAAUGGGUCACUUACUCGAGAAACCACUACAAAUAUCGGGAAGGUAG